Lipotes vexillifer (Yangtze River dolphin) is the source of this 901-nucleotide messenger RNA. It is a transcript of the gene LYRM2, whose product is annotated as LYR motif containing 2. Gene Ontology annotation, cellular component: mitochondrion. The record is from RefSeq and is a predicted model, not a curated record. The transcript has 3 exons. Bases 46 to 312 code for a protein of 88 amino acids. Lineage: Eukaryota; Metazoa; Chordata; Mammalia; Artiodactyla; Lipotidae.
GCCCCUGCGCGCUGGGCCUCUGGCGGACCGCGCUGUCUGGACGUGAUGGCAGCUUCCCGCUUACCCCCAGCGACGCUAACGCUAAAGCAGUUCGUGAGAAGGCAACAAGUUCUCCUCCUCUACAGAAGGAUUUUGCAGGCAAUUCGGCAAGUUCCAAAUGAUUCUGAUCGCAAAUACCUGAAGGACUGGGCAAGGGAAGAAUUCAAAAGAAACAAAAGUGCCACCGAAGAGGAUACAAUCCGGAUGAUGAUUACUCAAGGCAAUAUGCAGCUCAAAGAGUUAGAAAAAACACUUGCUUUAGCCAGAUCAUAACUACAGCAUUAUUCUGAAAGGUUUUCAAAUUCUCCAUGUGUUUAGUUGAGCUUAGGCUCAACAGUGGGUAGCCCAAAGCCAAGUGAAACUAUCUGUACAUAGAGCCCUUGAGCAAAAUAUCAGAACAUGGAGCAUGGCAUAUCAGAGAGAGCCAAGAAAAGGGCAUAAGAGCAACUGUCUUAGCACUGAAAACAUACCUUUUAUUUUGAAAAUGUUCUUGGAUAUGUCAGCAGUUUUUGGAAGAAGCAAAAACCAGUACGAUAGCACAUAAAAAGAUGUUCAACACCAAUUAAUCAUUAGGAAAAUGCAAAUCAAAACCACCAAGAGAUACUAUUUACAUCCACUAGAAUGGCUAUAAUUAAAAAGGGAGAUAAUUGCAAAUGUUGGCGAGGAUGUGGAGAAACUAGAACCCGUCACACUGCUGGUGGGACUAUAAAAUUGUGCAGCCACUUUGGAAAAAAGACUGUCAGUUGCCCAAAAGGUUAAACAGCAUUAUUCAUAAUAGCCAAAAAGUAGAUGAUCCAAAUGCCCAUAUUAAUGGAUAAGUAAAACAUGGUAUACCCAUACAAUAAAAUACUAUUUAGCAAAC